CUUCACUCAAUCACAUAGAAGAGCUCCACGUCUGAACUCCAUUUACUUAACCAUUUGCAAAAGUUCCAAUAAUUGGAAACGUUUUUGCAAAUGGGGUUUCUGAAUCUUUUCAUUGUGGCAGUAAUGCCAGUUCUAAAAAUAAUAUUGAUCAUUGCUAUUGGCUUGUUGCUUGCUUUGGAUCGCGUGAAGCUCCUGGGACCAGAGGCAAAACACCAUUUGAACAAAAUUGUAUUCUAUGUGUUCAGUCCUGCACUUGCGGCCAGCAGCUUAGCUGAAACAAUGACUUUCAAAAGUUUCACAACCUUGUGGUUCAUGCCGGUGAAUAUCUUGAUAACAUUCGUUUUGGGUUCAGCACUAGCUUGGCUUCUCAUAAAAUUCACUAGAACUCCUAAACACCUUCAGGGCAUUGUCAUUGGUUGCUGUUCUGCAGGAAAUUUGGCAAACCUGCCUCUCAUUAUGGUUCCGGCUGUCUGUGAGGAGCCAAGUAAUCCAUUCGGAGAUCCAUCUGUUUGCUCUACAAAUGCUAAGCCAUAUGCUUCUCUAUCUUUAUCGAUUGGAGCCAUUUUUAUGUGGUCAUAUGUGUAUGGUAUCAUGCGCAUGUAUGCAAAUAAAAGCAUUGAAAGCUCCACCACCGGAAUCAAUUCUCCCAGAGACACCUCUGAAACAGUUUCAGGGAGUCGCACACAAGCUGCCCUACCUUCAAGUGAUUGCAACAAUUCUGACCUGCCUCGCACCAUUUCCGGCGAAAGAAGUACAAAGACGUCAGGUUUGAAGAAGAUAAUACCGUGUAUCAAGAUGAUUUCGAGAAAGAUUGACCUAAAGAAGGUGUUUGCACCAACAGCAGUUGCAGCGAUUGUUGGGUUUAUAAUCGGGGCAGUCUCUCCAAUCCGAAAACUAAUGAUUGGUAGUAGCGCACCUCUUCGUGUAAUUGAUAGUUCUGCACACAUACUGGGGGAGGCAUCAAUUCCAUGUAUGACCUUGAUAAUGGGGGCAAACCUUCUGACAGGUUUAAAAGGAUCAGAUGUAAGCCGGAAUGUGAUUAUAGGGAUUAUAGCAGUGAGGAACAUCUUCUUGCCCCUCUCGGGGAUCGGUGUUGUUAAAGCUGCUCACCAUUUUGGCUUGGUUGGCUCAGAUUCCUUGUAUCAGUUCGUUCUUAUGCUUCAAUAUGCCGUUCCGCCUGCAAUGUCUAUAGGUACAAUGACACAAUUUUUUCAGCUUGGUCAAGGUGAAACUUCUAUGAUUAUGCUAUGGGCUUAUGUUACAGCCGCAGUCACCCUCACACUUUGGUCAACCUUUUUCAUGUGGCUUCUGGCUUGAUUUGUUGGCCAAGGCUAUAUAUGUAUAUUUCACAAUGAAGAAUGUAUUGCAUGAUGAGUAGGUAUCAAGAAAUAUAUGAUGAGUAGGAUAUUGGAAGGAUCCAAACAUCGAGUCUUGGAGACAAUCUAAAUUUAUACUCUAUUUUCUUUUUCUUU
This is a messenger RNA of Theobroma cacao (cacao), 1472 nucleotides long. RefSeq names its product protein PIN-LIKES 3-like. Gene Ontology annotation, biological process: endoplasmic reticulum to cytosol auxin transport. Gene Ontology annotation, cellular component: membrane. The record is from RefSeq and is a predicted model, not a curated record. NCBI's taxonomy places the organism in Eukaryota, Viridiplantae, Streptophyta, Magnoliopsida, Malvales, Malvaceae.